Messenger RNA from Dioscorea cayenensis subsp. rotundata (Guinea yam), 3199 nucleotides. RefSeq names its product membrane protein of ER body-like protein. The record is from RefSeq and is a predicted model, not a curated record. NCBI's taxonomy places the organism in Eukaryota, Viridiplantae, Streptophyta, Magnoliopsida, Dioscoreales, Dioscoreaceae.
UAUCAGUACAAUUCUUUUCCUUCAUCUUUCAAAUUUCAAUCUAUUUUAGGUUUUGAUGAAGCUAUUUUCUUGAUAGACAGAUGCUCGCUUUAUCUUAAUCUUUGAGUAACAUAAAUAGGGCAUGGCAAUUGCUUAGGAUAGAGGAUAUAAGAAGUGUCGAUGAUGGGUGUGAUGUAGAACUAUGUUUUAUCUUUAAGUGUAGUUUUCGAAGAAAGAGGCAAGUCUUUCAAGACUAAGCAAUCGGUUACGAAGGCCAUGGGAAUUAGAUCGGGGUUGUAAAAACUAUAAUAAUACUUGCCUUACAAUGCACCAUUUCAAGAUAAAUGGUUUCUUGUAGCUCAUGUUGUUCUGUUUCAGCUAAACUUGCCUUGGUUUUACUGGUUAAUCAAAACAUGUGAGAUAUAUUUUUCGUAUUUUUCAUUUGCACUAAUUUGCAGAAAAAAUGAAUAAGGCGAUUAGGCUGCAAUAAUCAGAACUCUAGCAUCGGUUAGACGUUGUUUGAUUUAGACUGUAAGACAAUAUUUAUUGUAAUGGUCGAAUUCCUAUAGUAUCGAUAAUUGCCAAAGACAAAGUUCAGAGCUCUCUUUGAUAGAAAAUGGUAUUAAAUGUUAGCGCACUUGGUAAACAGACCAUUUUUUCUUUUCUUCGGAGAUACAAUUUUUAAAGAUGAUUUAAGAUAAAGUUACUCGUCUUUGUAGCUAAUGUAAUUUAACAGUUAAACUUUGCGCAUUUGGUCAAAGAAGCAAUCACUGUUACAUUUCUGACUGAAGGGAUAUGGAAGUGUCAGCAUUGCAUUUGGACAUACCGAAUGUGUUUUGCUAACAUAGAGCCUCUCCAGAAACAUGAAGACUUUUGCAAUGCAUUGAUGGAUAUAAAAAACUCGAUUCCAUAUGGAUCAGAGAAUGGUACACAUACUAGAGGUUUUAAUGUAUCUGAUCAGAUUGUUGCAAGAAAUUCAGAGUUCUUGGAUGAGUUUGUUACCGUGAAUAGUGUGCAAAACAGAGAAAUUGUAUUUGAAGCAAAGGAGUCUAAUGGACAUGCUGACUUUUCAAUUAAAAAUCAAACUCAAACUUUGAUGAAAACCAGUGUGGAUAAUGGAUCAAGUUCUUAUGUAUUCUCUGCAAAAAAAACAGAGACGAUGACAUUAGAGACUGAAAUCAAAGAAGAGAAUGGUGUUAAGAUUGAUCACAAGAGCAAACUACAAGUAACAGAAUUUGAUGUCGAGAGAGUUUUGGAAGAACAAGAGACCCAUGAUUUGUUUUGUCCCAAUUGCAGUUCUUGUAUUACCAAAAGGGUGAUAUUGCGGAAAAGAAAAAGGAUUGUUCAAGAACCCACAUAUGACUUUGAGCAUCAACCAGAUACAAUAAAUGAUCUAGAUGUUACUGCUGUUUUGAAUGAAAACACUGAUGAAGAUGAUGAAACUAAACGGGAAGUGAUCGGAUGUUUUGAAUGCUUUAGAUUUUUCACUAUUAAAGGAGAUGGCGGUUUCGACAUUUGUGGCAUUUUUCGCAGAAGACUAGAAGGAGAAAUGCCUUUGCUAGAUCGAAGAGAGGCACCUACCACAAAGUGGAGCUGGCCUUCAAUAUUUGGAACCAAUAUCAGCAAACCGAAAGAACCCGUGACAACAGAUGAAAGAUCAUUUGAAGAACAACAGGAGAAUUCAAAUGAAAGUGUAUCAGAGCCUGUUUCAGUUAUAAUAUCGGAAUUUCCAGCACAUGGAGACCAAAUCAUCCCAGGGAAAAAUGUUGGUGGCUUAGACAUUUGUGACAUUUUUCGCAGAAGACCAGAAAGAGAAAUGCCUUUGCUAGAUCGAAGAGAGGCACCUACCACAAAGUGGAGCUGGCCUUCAAUAUUUGGAACCAAUAUAAGCAAACCGAAAGAACCCGUGACAACAGAUGAAAGAUCAUUUGAAGAACAACAGGAGAAUUCAAAUGAAAGUGUAUCAGAGCCUGUUUCAGUUAUAAUAUCUGAAUUUCCAGCACAUGGAGACCGAAUCAUCCCAGGGAAAAAUGUUGAUGGUCUAAAUGGCAACAAAACUUCAGGAUUGCCUGAAGAACAGAAAGAUGAUUCAAGCAAAGACAGGCUCAAUACUCAUUUUAUAGAAAUACGUGGAUCUGGAGUGCAUGGAGAAUUCGAUCCUAAUCUCAACAAUAGUAAAGGAAAAGAAUUGUCUGAAGGACCAAAUGAGAAUUUGGACAAGAACCGGUCAGAUGCUCAUUCAAUACGCAUUCCUGAAUCUGAAGUGCAUGGAGGAAUUUCAGGUGGUCAUUCUAUAGAAUCAGUUGAAGAUGGUAUUGUGACCAACAACCUAUUGCAUUUCCUUCAAUUGAAGAAGAGAAUAAUCAAGUCACAAAAGAAGGAACGAAACGAAUGGGAUAUUCUAAAGAGUAUUGUUUAUGGGGGUUUAAUUGAAUCAAUCACAAGCUUGGGGGUUGUGUCAUCUGCUGCCGGGUCUGAUGCUUCGACAUUAAACAUUGUUGCUCUAGGAUUGGCAAACCUUUUCGGCGGACUUUUUGUGAUUGUUCAUAAUAGACAAGAAACAAGAGGUGAAACGGAAGCAGAACCGACCAGUCGAUACUGGGAACUACUUGGCAGACAGAAAAAUUUCCGGCGACAUGUGAUAGUGGCAGUGAUAUCAUAUCUGAUUUUCGGCUUAUUACCGCCGGUUAUUUACGGGUUUUCUUUUAGGAAGAGUGACAACAGAGAGUACAAACUCAUCGUCAUUGCUGCGGCAUCUCUACUGUGCAUUGCAUUGCUAGCCAUCAGCAAAGCUCAUGUCAGGCUUGAAAAGGAUUACUUCAAAUGUUUAACAUACUACAUUGGACUUGGAGUGACAGCAUCUGGACUAUCUUUUGUUGCUGGAGUUUUAAUUCAUCAGUUUUUGGACAAACUUGGCUUGUUUGAUCCUCAAACUAAUGUUCCUGCACCACCUUCUGAUGGUUUUAUUCUGAAUGGAUCGAAAUCGCCUUUUCGGUUAUCGUAUUGAGUUCAAGCGCCUUCACCGUCUUGUUGUAUGAUGUUUAGGACUAUCAUGGCUUUUUCUCUGAGAUGAUGCAGACUUUGAGUUAGUUAAUGUAUGCUUCUUUUGUAACAGAAUAAGAUACUUGUGAUGUUUGCAGUAAUGUACUUGCUAGUGAAUGAAUAUGAUGUUUGCAGUAUAUUUCAAUGUACUCUUUUAUUAGAAUUAAUAAAAUGAAGU